Theileria annulata is the source of this 846-nucleotide messenger RNA. RefSeq lists its product as uncharacterized. The coding region runs from base 1 to 846 and encodes 281 amino acids. Lineage: Eukaryota; Apicomplexa; Aconoidasida; Piroplasmida; Theileriidae. The transcript is spliced from 5 exons. The record is from RefSeq and is a predicted model, not a curated record.
AUGUACGUAAUAUACAAUAAUCUAACCGACGAGUUCAAGAGUCAUCGCAAUUCGAAUAAAUCACAAAUUCCACCCAGACGUCAGAGAAUAACAGAAGCAAUUAGAAACAACAGUUUGUUAACAUUUAUUUUUUUGAACAUUUCAGGUUUCGAAGAUAUCAGAUCACUUUUGAAUAUACACUAUGUAGAUGAGGGGACAAUCAACUGUGAUAUCUGUGGACAUUUGUUCAAAUCGGGGAUUUUUAAGUCCAGAUAUAAAUUCUCCUGCCAACUGUGUAACGAAACUUUUUGCAGUGAAUGCCACUACAGAUUAACUCUAUUCAAGGGUUCAAUUGAGAUAUUUAAUUUAAUUUUAGGAACGGAAUUACAAAACCCAAUAACAGUUUCAUCAUGUAAAGAAUGCUACAUAUAUUAUCGCGUUUGUUUGAUAUUGACUAUAAGUCUGAUGCGGACGUUGGAAGAUAGUGUUCCUGAAGACGCUAAUUUAUUAAACAUUUUCAACCUGUAUUCUGACGUCUUGGAAAUCUACAAAGAUCUGAACACUAAGCUCUUACAACUCAGAGGGUACCUGAAACUCUUAAACAUACAUACUUCUCUUAAAGAGAAAUUGCCUGAAGGAACAAGAAAUUCAAUAGUGAUUUUAUUAACAGAAACAACAAAUAGUAAGAAGAAACUUUCAAAUAUAAAAUCUAACCUGAAAAAUUUUAAGGGUACAAAUGUGUCCAUCACAACCUCCCACAUAAUCAAGUCACUCAACACGCUUUUAACGACAAUUCUGUACAAAAUCGUGCCAGAAUUCAACGGAGUCAAAAAUAAACUUGCACUUUUCGAAGAUUACGACAAGUGA